This is a messenger RNA of Pseudonaja textilis, 2176 nucleotides long. RefSeq lists its product as uncharacterized. Gene Ontology annotation, molecular function: DNA-binding transcription factor activity, RNA polymerase II-specific; RNA polymerase II cis-regulatory region sequence-specific DNA binding. The record is from RefSeq and is a predicted model, not a curated record. NCBI's taxonomy places the organism in Eukaryota, Metazoa, Chordata, Lepidosauria, Squamata, Elapidae. Gene Ontology annotation, biological process: regulation of transcription by RNA polymerase II. Gene Ontology annotation, cellular component: PcG protein complex; transcription regulator complex; chromatin.
GGAGGGGAGGGGAGGAGAAGCGCAGGAUCUACCGGAUCACUCAUGGGAGGAAGGUGAUGCGCCGAGUAGCUUUUGUGCUCUUCCCAGGGUCAAAGCAGCAGCUGGAGGUGAAGAGGAUAUCAAUAAAAGCACUCUGGACCAACUGAGAAUAACCAGCAACUUUGAAAAUGAAAGCAAAUUGAGCCUUCGGAAAAGCACACAAUUCUUCUCCUUACCCAGCUGGUGAGAGACAAAAGAGAGAAAAUCAAGAAGAUAUUUCAACCUGAAAAAAGUAGAUUAUGCAGAACUCAACAAUAGAUUAUACAAAAAGGUCAAAGGAGAUUAUUUUUCAUCCAGAAAAAUAGGGAAAUGUCUAGAAGUGGGUGGAGAGGAAAAAGACAAUUGGUUAGUCACAAGGAGUAGACAGUAAGGCAGGCCUUGCCCCGUGAGGAAGAAAACAGUAUCAAAGCUCCAUGCAACCAGAGAUCACACAUAUUUUUGACCUCUUUAAGAAUAUAAGUGGUGGGAAAGCUCCAUAGAUGUGCCUAUUGUGGGAAGAUCACAGAUAGCAAAUCAUAGAUUAUGCAUGACAGGAGCCACACUGGAGGAAAGCCGUACAAAUUAUCCAAAUGUGGGAAAAGCUUUAGUUAAAACAGCUCCCUUGUGGUUCAUGGAAGGGCCCACACAGGCGAGAUGCGCUAAAAGUGCUCCCAAUGCAGUAAAUAUUUUUGCAAGCAUGGCAACUUAGUGAUACAUCAGAGGACUCACAUCAGGGGAAAUCCCUUUGAAUGGUCCAAUUGUGGGAAAAGUUUCAUUGCAAAUUCCCACCUGGUGGUACACCAGAGGAUGCACACAGGAAAGAAAUCAUAUAACUGUCCUGAUUGUGGGAAAAGUUUCAUUGCAAAUUCCCACCUGGUGAUCCAUCAGAGGACUCACACAGGAGAGAAGCCCUUCGAAUGUCCUGAUUGUGGGAAAGGUUUCAGUCAGAAUUCUAGCCUGGUCAUUCACCAGAGGACUCACACAGGAGAGAAACCCUUUGAAUGUUCUGAUUGCGGCAAACGUUUCAGUUGGAAUUCCAACUUGGUGAAACACCAGAGGACUCACACAGGAGAAAAACCCUUUGAAUGUCCUGAUUGUGGGAAAAGUUUCAGUCAGAAUUCUGACCUGGUGAACCAUCAGAGGACUCACACAGGAGAGAAACCCUUUGAAUGUCUUGAUUGUGGCAGAAGUUUCAGUCAGAAUUCUAACCUGGCAACACACCAAAGGACUCACACAGGAGAGAAACCCUUUGAAUGUCCUGAUUGUGGCAAACGUUUCAGUCAGAAUUCCAAUCUGAUGACGCACCAAAGGACUCACACAGGAGAGAAACCCUUUGAAUGUUCUGACUGUGGGAAACAUUUCAGUCAGAAUUCCAGCCUGGUGAUACACCAGAGGACUCACACUGGAGAGAAACCAUACGAAUGUCCGGACUGUGGGAAAGAUUUCAGUAGUAGGUCUAGCCUUAUAAGUCAUGUAGUUUUGCAUACAGGGGAAAAACCUUUCAGAUGUUCGGUUUGUGGACGGUACUUCAGACGGAAAUCAUCCUUUAUUGCACACAAGGUAAUCCAUAUGAGGCAAACGCUGGCAGGUUUAGAGAAGGCUUGAAUUUCAUUUCUGAUUUCCCAUUGGAAGUGUAAGUGAGAAACUGACAAUCUGAAUUGCGUCUUGAUUCGUUUUAGUCAGCAUCUCUCAGGAUUAUAUUUUUUGGUGGAGGGAAAAAAUGGAAAAUAUUAGUUCGAUAAAGGGUAACUACUUUUGUGUUUGUCAACAGAGGUUACUGGAUAUUUCCUUUUACAAAAUUUGUGGAAUUUCUCAAAACGGCUUUUGGAUGGUGUUUUUUGUAUAUUGAUUAUUGAAAUCCUAAAUAAGACACUGGCUACCUCAGAGUUGGGGGGAACUCUUGCAGGGCUAGCUCAAGCCCAGGCUUGCUCCCCCAGGCAUCGCUAGGCCUCCCAACAUCCCAAGACACCUAUUGCUCUGAUUCCCAACCCUUGGUUCCUCCUCUCCCAGGCCUUCUCCUCCCUUACAGGGUCCCAGCAGGCUUUUCCUUCCAUCCACAGGCCUUCCCCACAGAAUACCCUCAGGCUUUUCCCAAUCCCACUGGCUCCCUGAGGACCUUAGGCCAUUACGAACAAAUGGAGCACCCACAAUUUCUGGA